Molecule: messenger RNA, 825 nt
Organism: Penicillium canariense
Lineage: Eukaryota; Fungi; Ascomycota; Eurotiomycetes; Eurotiales; Aspergillaceae
Product: class I SAM-dependent methyltransferase
Exons: 4
Coding region: 1-825 (274 amino acids)
Molecular function (GO): S-adenosylmethionine-dependent methyltransferase activity
Source: RefSeq, a predicted model, not a curated record
AUGCCUCCCAAAUCUGGCCGCCUUGCUUCCAUUCUCCGUCCAUUGGGCCUGAUCUGGUUCUCUAUUUGCCUGCAUUGGGAAAUUUUGAUACAAGGGGUUCGUCGAGACGGUCUCGUCGCACUUAGCCGCCCACGACAAAUUCGAGAUGCCGCUUCAGCAAAGCUGCUCAGUAUAACGUGUAACUUAUCCCACUCGCCAUAUCUUCCCUCACUCAUCUCAUCUGGCAAUUUUAUCGCUUACGAAGACACAACAAUUGUUCCUUCUCUCGUACAAGCCGCUGGAGGUUAUGUUCUCGAACUGGGCCCUGGGCCCGGCAAUCAGAUUCAUCGCUAUGAUACCUCUCUUGUCACACGUAUCUAUGGUGUUGAACCCAAUCCCCACUUCAAAGACAAGAUAGAUGCCAACUUGGACAAGCAUAGCCUGCGCGAUAGAUAUAAGCUUAUAGUUUGUGGCAUUGAAGAUAGCGAUGUUCUGAGAGAAGAGGGAAUCACGGAGGGGAGUUUGGAUGCCGUGUUAUGCAUCCAGGUACUGUGUGCGGUAAAGGAUCCAAAGAACGUGAUGAAGGAGGUGUGGAAGCUGCUCAAACCUGGAGGUAAGUUUAUAUUCUGGGAACACGGAUGCAGUAGAGACCGUUUGACUACUGUAACGCAAGCUUGCUUGAAUCCUGCUUGGAGCACGUUUGUCGGAUGUCAUUUGACCCGGAAUGUGUUGGCGGACAUUCUCAACAGUGGAGGCUGGGAAAAUCCGCACGAUGUCGAAGAACCUGAAGAACCGUUCAGUUUGCUGCCUAGGAUUCAGGGUGUGCUUGUCAAGAAGAAGGCUUAA